UCUAAGUGACUACAAUCAUGUUGGGUGUACUAUUACUUGUGACGAUAGCCAAAUGGGCUGUGGCUGACUUUGACCCAGAUUUGCACGAAAAGUACCUCACCAUGCCAAGAUCAUCCUUCAUCAAAUACUUCAAUGAACAGAACUUCUCUUGGAAAAUGACUGAAUACGACAACAUUCGUGAAAGGUAUAAGCCCAAUGCACAAUUUAAUUACACCGAUUCUGUUAAAGGAAUUCCAAUCUAUACCCCUGAGUUUAAAGGUUUAGAAUUGCCUGAAGCCUUCGACGCUAGAGAGCACUGGCCCCAAUGUGAAUCUAUAAAGGACGUCUAUGACCAAGGAGAUUGUAAAUCCAGCUUAGCCUUUGGACUAAGCUCAGUACUAUCAGACAGGACAUGCAUUCAAAAGAACAUUCACGUGAGACUUUCUCAACAAGACUUCGCGUGUUACCACAAAGGAAUAUGUGACGGAGAAGGAGAAUCAUUUUACGCAUUAAGCUAUUGGAAGCAGUAUGGACUAGUUACCCAAAAAUGUAAGCCAUACAACAUACAUGAACUCAAACAGAAUCUGUGUAUGCCUUAUUGUGUAAACAAUGAUACGGACUAUUUUAAAGACAAACAUUACGGUGAUGAUUUAUAUAAUUAUAUAUUCAGAAACUAUGCCAUGAAAGGUGACUUAGUGAAGAAUGGACCGGUUAUAACUGGUUUUGCUGUUUAUGAGGACUUUUAUAAUUAUCAUAGAGGGAUAUAUGAACAUAAGUAUGGUCUGCUUGAUGGUCAUAUCACUGUUCGGGUGAUUGGCUACGGUGAGGAAAAUGGAGUAAGAUACUGGUUAGUUGCCAACAGUUGGGGAAAGACGUGGGGAGAACAAGGACUGUUUAGACUUAAAAUGAAUCAGAGUAAGGUUGAAUUUGACGUUUUCAUAGUGAGUCCCUUCGCUAAGAAUUGAUGUAGUAUUUCUUUGUAAAGAUCUGUCUUAUUUUUCAAUGUAAACAGAAUUGUUAAUAAAAAAAAUGAGGUAUCACAUGUGGGUCACCCGAUUUGACGAACGAACGAAUGAAGUUCCUUUCGUUUUUAAAUAAGUGUCCUAAGAGGUAAAAUGAAAUAAAUGUUGUUAUAUAUUUUA
Molecule: messenger RNA, 1121 nt
Organism: Spodoptera frugiperda (fall armyworm)
Lineage: Eukaryota; Metazoa; Arthropoda; Insecta; Lepidoptera; Noctuidae
Product: cathepsin B-like
Exons: 1
Coding region: 18-944 (308 amino acids)
Cellular component (GO): lysosome
Molecular function (GO): cysteine-type endopeptidase activity
Source: RefSeq, a predicted model, not a curated record